Molecule: messenger RNA, 7379 nt
Organism: Globicephala melas (long-finned pilot whale)
Lineage: Eukaryota; Metazoa; Chordata; Mammalia; Artiodactyla; Delphinidae
Product: KIAA1671 ortholog
Source: RefSeq, a predicted model, not a curated record
GAGAGGAUGAGAGAGAGAGAGGAGCUUAGGGAGGAACAAGUGGAAAAUAAGACACGGGGAGGAAGGAGAGGCUGGGAAACUGACAGAGAAAUGGACCGCCAGAGGGAGACAGACUGACUGCCGGCCAGAGGUGCACAGACGCUCGCUGCCUGUCACCCUAGAGGCAGUUUCCCAACUGUUCAGCCUUCCCCGGGCCGCCUGAUCUCCGACAUACGUGCACACAGGCGCCCGCGUGCACGCACGUGCAGCCGCAUCUCCCCUUGCGCCCGCGGUCAGGGCAUAGGGCGGAUAGGCUGCCGGGCACGUGCAUUCACAGUCAGCUCCGCGGGACGGUGAGCGAGUUGGGACUUGGAGAGGAAGAACAAAUGGGGGCGGACGUCAGCUCCCUGGGCGGCCGCCUCCCCGAGGCCCCUCCGGCAUUCCUGGGCAGCGAAGCCCCUCGCUGAGAACGGGGGCUGAUGUCAUCCUGGGCUGCCAAGCCAGGGGACCCGGGGCCCUGGUGGCUGCCUCCAGAAAUGAGCUAGCUGCCCGCCGGCCCACAGGUUUGGAGCCCCCGGCCGGAGGACAGGAAACCUGCGUGGGCCAGGUGAGCAGGGCCCCGCCGCCGCCGCGGGUGCCUGGGGGGUGCCGCCUACCUGGGGGAAAGUGAGGAUCCAGGUGCCUGAGGGUGCCCGGGGGCCACCGCCUUUUCCACCCCCACCUCGCGGGGACCGUCACGCCCUGGAGCCGGCGCGGCAGCCCAGUUCCUCAAAGCUCCUCGUCACCCGAGCCAGCCGGCCAGCCGGUGAGCGCUGGGAACUGGAUCUUGGAGCGGCCAGCGUGUUUACUCACAACUCCGGGGGGUGGACUCGCAGCCUGACCCUGAACUGCCUCAGAUUCGGAGCGAGCCCCGCGGAUGCCGCUGGCUGCUGGCUCAGCGAUGUUUAUCUACUCUCGGGCCGGCUGAAGAGGGCUGCUGGCUUUCCUCUCCAGGCAGCCCAGAACUCCCGGCGGUGCACAGCAGGGAGAGGGGAGAGGACCCGGCGUUUCGCGGCUUUCCUGCCUCCCCACCUGCCGGCCCCAUGGAUUACCUGGGAGACAAACUCACGGUGGCCCAAACCCACAUGACCCAGUGGAUGGGGACCGUCCGGCGGUCCUUCCAGGAGGCCCUCAACUUAGUGACCAGCACGGUGGGCCCCGAGCGGGCGAGUGGGGAGCCCUCCGGCCGGACCCCCUUCAAGCGCACCUCGUCCUUCCGACACCUCGCUUCCCGCAGCCGGGAAUCUUUACGCCGCUUCUCCGCGCGAAGCCAACAGAGAUUUUCUUCCCUGAGGAAAAGGCAGCCGGACUCGGAGCCACCAGAUCUUGAUCAGCUGAAGCAGUGUUUCUCCAGGCGGACCCCCGAGGCCAAGGACACUGACACCCUCGUGCAGGAAGCCGACAGCCAGUAUGGGACGUGGCUGCACCAGCACCAGAGCGGGGAGAGCUUGGCCCCCGAGUCCCCAUCCCCGGACAGCAGUGCCACGUCGGCUCAGAAGCAGCCCCCCAGCAGCCGCCUGUCUUCCCUGUCCUCCCAAACGGAGACCACCUCUGCUGGGGACCAGCACGACUGCUCCAAGGACCAGCAGAGCACCAGCGUGGACCGAUCCAGCACGGACCUGGAAUCCACUGACGGGAUGGAGGGGCCGCCCCCAGCGGAUGCCUGCCCCGCAAAGAGGGUGGACGACUUCUCCUUUAUCCAUCAAACUUCAGUCCUCGACUCAAGUGCCCUAAAGACCCGGGUGCAGCUCAGCAAGAGAAGCCGCCGCCGGGCUCCCAUCUCCCACUCCCUCCGGCGCAGCCGAGUCAGCGAGUCGGAGAGCAGGUCUCCUUUGGAGGAGGAGGCCAACAGCAUGUGGAUGUUCAAGGACUCCACAGAGGAGAAAUCCCCCAGGAAGGAAGAGUCAGAUGAGGAGGAGAAGACGCCCAGAGCUGAGAGGACGCCCAUCAGCCGACCCCAGAGGAUGCCCGUGUUUCCAGGCAUGGACCCGGCAGCGCUGAAGGCUCAGCUGCACAAGAGGCCAGAGAUGGACAGUCCCAGCGAUACCCCCAGCUGGGCCCCACAGCCCAAGACCCCCAAGUCCCCCUUCCAGCCCGGGGUGCUGGGCAGUCGCGUGCUGCCCUCCAGCGUGGAGAAGGACGAAAGAUCGGAAGAGCCCUCUCCCCAGUGGCUAAAGGAGCUGAAAUCCAAGAAGAGGCAAAGCUUGUAUGAAAACCAAGCUUGAGCAGACAGGGGCCACUGCCACAUCUAAUGAACAAGCCUUAACUGUCAGUACCCGAAGACGAGGUCCCGCUGCUGCCGUUGCUUCCUGCACACACCUGGGCCCUUCCGGUCGGUCGGUCUGUCGGUCGGGUGGAGAAGGCUGCCCAAUGCCCCCCCUCACCACAGGCUCUCCCGGACGGAUGGGGCAGGAAGGCUCACCCUCCACGAGCACGUGCUCUGUCUCCCCGGACGGCACUUCAGGCUGGGAAAGAAGCCAGGCGGCCCAGAAAUGUCCAUGCUGGUGGUUUGGUUUGGUUUGGUUUAAUGUAAAAAUGUGCAUUUCUACCCAUUUUAAACCCCUGCAGCAGCUCCAGGAAUAUGGAUGUAAGGCUGGACCGUCUCCCCUGGGUUCUGAGUCGUGAAAGCGCCUGUUUCCCCCCGACCCCCACCCAGGGCUGGUCUUUUUUUGGAAGGACAUUUCCAAGGAAGAUGAAACCAUACGUUUCCUGCUGUAACUGUGGUCCCAGCAGUACCACCGGGUUGGGGGCUUUGAUCGCUCCUUUGGCGAAUUCCUUCUCCCUCUCGAAGAAUCAGCAGUUCUGAUCUUUAAACACACCUGCCCUCAUUCUUUCAAGUGUAUUUAUCCUCCCGGUGGGGCUGUGUGCAGAGCUUGCCUGUUCCAUUGUACAUCACGUUUUGUUUGCUUUAGAAGGUGAUAAAGCAAUAAUCCAGCCAACUUUCUUUGAAAUUUGAUAUGUAUAUAUGUUUUUAUGUUAAAGAACAGGAGGAGAGGCGUGUGAAUAGUUUGCGUGAAGUAUCCAAUCAUCUCAGGUUAUCUUAUCCCUACCCCAAGCUUUUUAAAAAUUCUGAUUGUCACCCUGGUGUACACUUUCCUGGUUCCUAUUCAUCCGAGCUCUGAUUUCUGUAGGGUGACCUUUGUCCCUUGGCCUCAAGGUUCAAAAACCUGCAGCCCAAAUGGCAGUGCCUUUCCCUCCCAAACAUCAGACCCACCCGAGAGGCUUUUGCUCCGAAGUCCCUUUCUGAACACAACCUGAGCUGCUGGCAUAAAAGAUCUAUUCCCAGUUGGUCUCAGGACAAACGAUGAAUGAGGGGUCCUUUUUGUUUCUUCUCACCUCUUCUUUCUACCCAACCUCCCCCCAAUUCUACCUGACCAGGUGCUUUUUCUAGGUCCAAAUGCAGGAAGGGAGGGUCUUGCUGAAAGCCCUUCUCUGGAGGGGGGUCCCCCCGACCCCCAGCCCAGGAACUCUGGACAGACUUGCUAGACGCUAGGUAACCAAGUAUAGGCUUGCCUUGCCUCUUUUUUUUCUUGGCAACUCUAAGCUCAUUCCCAGGAAUCUCCAAGACCUCUGGGCUCUCCAGUCAUGGCUACUCUGUCCUUGUUUUUGGAAAUCCUCCACACCAGUCUCCUCCACCUCUUGAGCCCAAGGCCCCAGCAGUCAUCCCAGGGAUAGUCGGCCCACCGCCAUGUCUGGAGUUGCCAUAAACUUUGUGCCAACCUUGCCCGGGAGACACCCAUGUGUGAGAGAGAUGCGUGGGCAGUUCACAGGGCAGCCUGUGUUGAUGAGGGGCACUGGGCCUGAGCUUCCUAAUGGAGCUUUGCUCAGCAGUGGACUUCCCAAAAGGUGAAAAUCUCUCCUAAUAAAUCCAUUCUUUGCAAAUGGUGUCAAAACCUGCUUCCCUUCUCCCUGGCCACCCCUCCUUCAGUCUCUGUCUCCUCCGCUCUUCCUCCCUUAUCUCCCUUUACCACCUCUUCCCUCUCUUGGGUGUGGCAGGAUGGAGCCCAAUCCCGUCCCUGCAGGUUAAGACAAACACCCGGGCCCGAGAGGGGCUGUGGUUCAGCACCAUGGACAGCGACCGAGGUUGGGGUGAGAGGCCCUCCCUCCCUGAGUCCUGUUGGCUGGGCAGUGGUUGGAGCCCGUCUCCCGGGCAACCUUGUGCAUCUGGAAACCUCAUGCAUGUGUGUCUGGAGAUCUGGUCCUGCUCCAUCACAGUGUGUAUUCUCUUCAUUCCCUGAGUUUGUGGUCAGUCCGCUCUCUCUGGCCAUUUGGGGAUUUAAUCCUUUCAGGAACCGCGUCAGUUGAUUUUCCUUUCUUACUCUUCAGAGACCCAGUUCAUGUUUCAUUUCAGUUUUGCUGUAGUGUCCAGGUCAGUAGGUCCUCUAGACACUCCUAGUGUGCUGUCUUUUCUCGCCUGCUGUCUUUCUUUGCCUUUCUCAAGGUGGGAAGGCCCCUUGGUACCAUCUUAGGCAGUAGGAAGCCACUUGCUCUGUUCGGUCAGUAUAGUGAUACUAACCGUGCGAAACUCUCAGUUUUGAAUUAGUCCUGUUUCAUCCCAUGUAUACCCAACAGGAAAGAAAAACACUUGAAAACAAGAUUGACCUGGAGGUCUUCUGCCUAACCUCCCACACCUGGAUUGGAAAUAAAAAUCCAUUUCAUUCCUUGGUGAUGAGGACAUACAAAGUCCACCCCUUGACACUGACUACAGCAGCCUCAUCCCUCACCGCUGAGCAGACAGUCACGGUGGGCCAGGAGCGGCCUACGCAGUGCCGGCUCCCGUCAGCCCCGGCUCCCGCGACGAUCAGUACAAUGAAGUUCGCAGCAACUGACGCUUAGAGCCUUUGCAGAUAGCCAGGCAAACGGGUUAUUUAUUUCUCCUCUUUCUAAGCCAGAUGAGCUCUUGGGGGCUAAGCAAGGAGUUGUAUGGUAGUUUCUUGAGUUUGCCUGGAGCCACCUUUGGAAAUCUGUCUCCUUUUAAACUAACUUAAUAUGCCUUAAUCAUUUGUAUGCAAUCAGGUCACCCGCCCUCAUCCAGCCCUCCUCCCCUGGGCCUUUGGCUUGCUUUAAAUGAGAGUUUUAUACAGAAUGCAUCAAAAAUAAGAUGGAUAGAUAGGUGAUUUUUUAAAUUAUACUCUCUCUCUCUCACACACUCUCUCUCUCCCCCUCCAUCCCCCCACACCCUCUUUGCACAUCAGCAUUUUGAGAGCUGGUCUUUUGAUAAGUCCAUAUCUUUUUCCCCUCCAGUAGAUCGCAUUCUUCAUGGUCUCUUGCCUAAUGGAACAGAAGCCUUUGGCCUGUAAAAUUCCAUGGUGAGGGCUCAAAAAUCAGUGUUGUGGAGAACCUCUCAGUACCACCAGAGAAACUCCAGUGGAAGAGAAGCCUCACUAAACCCCAGUGGAGUUUAGAGUGUUGGGGGCCUUGAGUGAUGCUGCCCUGACGGCCUCAUGUUGUCUGGGGUUCGGGGAAAGGACAAUCAGAUGGGGAGGUUUUGCAGGGGACAAGCAAAGUCAUGUACUUUCAGACAAAUGUGUUUUCCCUUGUGCUUCCCAGGAAGAAGUGAGGCCAACUCUAGGUAUCGGAAUAGAGCUGAGCCUGAGGUCUUCAACCUUAGAGGCUGUGCAGGGGAUUUGGAAAAACCUUAGGCAUGAUCUCCCUGAAGGAGACCUCAGCUGCUCCCACCCGACGCUGACAGCUGCCUUGUCCAUUUACAUUUUUCAUCACGGUACCCCCAGACUGCCCCAGGAGCUAGGCGUCGUUACAAAGCUAAAAACCCACAGAUGUGUCAUUGGAUCACCUCCAAAACAAAAUGCUUGCUUAAAGGUGACGUGGGCCUGCGUGGAAGACAGCGUCGCGCCCAAGGAGAGGACUCUCAAGCCAGCCACUCCCUCUCUCCUCCUCCAUCCCUGUGGUUCCUCCCACACAGCACUGUCCCUUAAUACAGGAAGCUAGAUGACGGUUGUCUUUGUGUAAACUAGCAUUUCAGGGUGAGGUCUGCAGGGAGGUGGGAGAAAAACUCUAUCCACCGGGAAUUGCGCCGCCUCCAAUUUAUGCCGUGGCGAGUCAUACAGUAAUGGAGAAUCCUUCUAUAGCCUCCGACUGUGCCUUUCCUCCUCCAACAUGUGAUAAAACAGGAAAGCAAAAAAAAAGCCCCAUGGCAUCGUGAUUCCAUGGAGUAGGAGGGAGCCACUUAAGGGAGAGGGGACCUGCCCCACAUCUGGAAGGGGGUCCACCUUGGGCCCCACCCCCUUAGGGAGUGAUGGAUCUGAGCCCUGGGCUGAGAAGCUGCCAGGAGUUACCCUGUUGGAAUUCUGGGCAAAUCGAGGGUCUGGAAACAUAGAACCUCAUAGAAAACCGGUAGGCAUGAAUGUGCUGAGUCUUGGUCUGUAUCUCCUUUGGCCCCCAUCACCCCUCUAGAGAUUUCUUUCUUUUGUCUAGGUUGGUUCCUGCAGGGAGGGGGCCAGAAAACCAGGUACCUGGAAAGUCAGCCUGAGAUUUCCAGCAAGGUAACCUCCCAGCCGCUCACUGCUCACCUCCCAGCAUCUCCCUAAACGGCCGCCCUCACACCUGGCGCCACACCAUCUCCCAUGAAUCAGCCUGGCACUGUUUUAACAGUCUCCGGCGGCGUCACACCUGCUAAAAAAAACAACGUGACGCCGUCGUCUAAAGAAUGAGCUCAUUCCACAUAGCCUUAUAGAUCCUGUAAAUACGGGGCUCACGAAAGUCAUCUGUUGUGUUACUGAAGAUAUUUUGUACUGUGUUGUUCCCUAAAUCAUACCAACGUCCUACAAGUCCUGCACUUCCCAGAUGGUUAUGAGCCUCAAAAUGCUUUGCAAGGUGGAGGGGGAAGUGGAAAUAUAUAUACGUACGCUAUGUAUUUUCCUAACCUUUCUUCUGGGUCCCUUCCUCCGAUAUUUGAGUCACGAUCGAAAAGGAACUCGAGUCCUGUGUGCGAGAAAGUUGAAGCGUCCUGCCAGUUGGUGUCCUUGCAGUUGCCUUAUGAAUUCACAGGCUCCAGGAGUUCUGAACAGAAGGUGGUCGACCGGCACUUUAUCCAGUCCCAGAAAUGAUCUCUAAUCGUGUGACUGAGAAUUCAUCUAGAGAAACCUAUAUUUUUAACAUCAAAACAAACGGGGCUUCCCGGACCUCACAGAGUAUUGGAUGUCUACCAGUGCUUUUCUAUUUUGUAACUGUAAAGAGGUUUCAUACGCACAGCAGAGCAGUUGGGAAUCUGGUCGACUGCCCUAAAACAAAAUGACCUUUGCAUGUACAAAGACGUUGCAUUCAGACUCUGAAAGCAGCAAAUAAAGCUUUGACGCGAGCUGCACUGGAGACGUCAGCGUGUCGGUGUGUGAAUGAAUGGA